AUGCCGAUUCACACUGUCCUUACAGAAACGCUUGGACUGCGCGUUCCCUUAGUUAUGGGUGGAAUGCAGUGGGUAGGCAAACCGAAACUUGCAGCUGCUGUGUCUAAUGCGGGUGCUCUGGGCAUGGUGACAGCACUCACACAGCCGACGCCUGCUGCCCUGCGCAAAGCCAUUGAAGAGACACGCAGCAUGAUUGAUCCAGAGAUUGCAAAAGAGCGUACCAAGUAUGGUGCAUUUGGCGUCAAUAUUACGCUCCUUCCAGCUAUCGUACCUCCAGACUAUGCGGCAUAUGCGCGCGUCGCUUUGGAUGCAGGUGUGCGGAUCUUUGAGACGGCUGGCAGCAAUCCUGAGCCUGUAAUUCGUAUUUUGAAGGAUUCUGGUGCAUUUGUUAUCCAUAAGUGCACGGCCAUCCGGCAUGGUCUCAAAGCCGUCAAGCUCGGUGCUGACAUGCUGAGCAUUGAUGGUCUGGAGUGUGCAGGACACCCUGGUGAAGAUGACAUUGGUGGCCUCGUGCUUCUUGCGCUGGCUGCUGAAAAGGUGUCUGUACCGUUCAUUGCCUCUGGCGGUAUGGCGAAUGGGCGUGGUCUUGCAGCAGCCCUGUCUCUGGGUGCAUGUGGCGCCAACAUGGGUACGCGUUUCAUGGCUACGCAAGAAAGUGACAUUCACGAAAACAUUAAGCAACACAUCGUAAACUCGUCGGAGCGCGACACCGCUCACAUUCUGCGCACGUUCCGCAACACGUCCCGUGUCUACAAGAACAUCGUGGCGCAGGAGGUACUGGCUAAAGAGGCGAAGCGUGCGGAGAUCUCCGAGAUUCUGCCGCUUGUGUCUGGUGCUCGCGGCAAGACCGUGUACGAGAACGGCAACCCAGAUGCUGGUAUCUGGACCAUGGGACAAACGGCCGGUCUUAUCAACGAUCUUCCGUCCUGUCGAGAACUCGUUGCACGCAUUGAGCGCGAUGCCGAGCAAGUGAUCCGACACUCGGCAUCGCUCCUUGUCGAUGGCCACGCCGCUCCUAAAGCGCAUCUCUAG
This is a messenger RNA of Malassezia globosa CBS 7966, 1032 nucleotides long. RefSeq lists its product as uncharacterized. The transcript has 4 exons. Bases 1 to 1032 code for a protein of 343 amino acids. Gene Ontology annotation, molecular function: nitronate monooxygenase activity. Lineage: Eukaryota; Fungi; Basidiomycota; Malasseziomycetes; Malasseziales; Malasseziaceae. The record is from RefSeq and is a predicted model, not a curated record.